UUCCGGAGGUGUUGUGUACACGGGCCGCUGCUACACAAGCACAAAGUCGCUCCGGGAGAGCUGGACCCGAACCACCGAGCCAACAUGGACCCGAACCGGAUCAUCCAGGCUCUGAAGGGAACCAUCGACCCCAACCUGCGGCUGGCCGCGGAGAGCGAGCUCAACCAGUCCUACAAAAUCAUCAACUUCGCCCCCACCCUGCUGCAGAUCAUCCUGUCAGAGCAGGUGGAGUUCCCUGUACGCCAGGCAGCGGCAAUCUACCUGAAGAACAUGAUCAGUCAGUACUGGCAGGACCGAGAGCCGUCUGUGGGGGAAGUGAUGUUUCCCUUCAACAUCCACGAGAACGACCGGCAGCAGAUCAGAGACCACAUUGUAGAGGGGAUCAUCCGUUGUCCAGAAUCCAUACGCGCCCAGCUGACCAUGUGUCUGAGAGCCAUCAUCAAGCAUGACUUCCCUGGCCGCUGGACCGCCAUCGUGGAUAAGAUCAGCAUGUACCUGCAGUCUCAGAGCAGCGGCGGCUGGUACGGCAGCCUGCUGGCUCUCUACCAGCUGGUCAAGACCUAUGAGUACAGGAAACCCGAGGAGAGGCAGCCCAUGCUGGCAGCCAUGGCCAUCUUUCUUCCCAGGCUCCAGCUGCUGAUGAGCCAGCUGAUGGCUGAUUCCACCAUCUUCUCUGUGCUGAUCCAGAAACAGGUCCUGAAGGUCUUCCACGCCCUCGUACAGUACUCCCUGCCCCUCCACCUGAUUAACAACACGGUGAUGACUCAGUGGAUGGAGAUGCUGCGAGCCGUCAUGGACAGAGACGUUCCUACUGAGACGCUGGAGGUGGAUGAGGACGACCGUCCAGAGCUGGCGUGGUGGAAGUGUAAGAAGUGGGCGCUGCGGAUCAUCACCAGACUGUUUGAGCGGUAUGGAAGUCCUGGAAACGUGACAAAGGAGUACUGUGAGUUUGCGGAAUUCUUCCUGAAGACGUACACAGUGGGGAUGCAGCAGGUGCUGCUGAAGGUGGUGGACCAGCACAGGCAGAGGCAGUACGUCACCCCUCGAGUCCUGCAGCAGAGUCUCAUCUACCUCCACCAGGGACUCUCACACUCACUCACCUGGAAACAGAUGAAGCCUCACAUGCAGACCAUUUGUCAGGAGGUGAUCUUCCCUCUGAUGUGCUACAAAGAUGAAGACGAGCGGCUGUGGCAGGAAGACCCCUACGAGUACAUCCACAUGAAGUUCAACCUGUAUGACGACCAUGCCCUCCCAGCAACCGCCGCUCAGAGCCUGCUGUGUAAAGCUGCCCGGAAGAGGAAAGAGAUUCUGCCUCAGAUGAUGGACUUCUGCCACCAGAUCCUGAUGGAUCCCUCUGCAGACCCCCGCAAAAAGGAUGGGGCUCUGCAUUGCAUCGGAGCUCUGGCUGAGCUGUUACUGAAGAAACGGGUGUACAGGGACCAGAUGGAGAUCAUGUUACAGAACUACGUUUUCCCGCUGCUGAACUCUCCUCUGGGUUACCUGCGUGCUCGGUCCUGCUGGGUUCUGCAUUGCUUCAGUCCGCUGCGUUUCCACGACGAGGUGGUGCUCCGAAACGCUGUGGAGCUGGUCAAACAAGACCUGAUCGAUGACAAAGAGAUGCCCGUGAAGGUGGAAGCUGGCAUCGCUCUGCAGGCGCUGGUCAGCAACCAGGAACAAGCCAAGCUGUACAUCCGGCCGUACAUUUGCCCCGUCAUGCAGGAGCUGCUGCAUGUGGUCAAAGAGACAGAGAACGACGACCUCACCAACGUCAUACAGAAGAUGAUCUGCGAGUACAACCAGGAGAUGACGUCCAUUGCUGUGGACAUGACCCAGAACCUGGCGGAGAUCUUCAGCAGGGUCCUUCAGAGCGAAGAGUACGAGGAGAACGAGGACAAGACUGUGAUGGCUCUGGGCAUCCUGAGCACCAUAGACACCAUCCUGACCGUCAUGGAGGACCACAAGGAGAUCACUCAGCAGCUGGAGGGAAUCUGUCUGCAGGUGAUCGGGCUGGUCCUGCAGAAGCCCAUCAUAGGUAUGGCAGAGUUUUACGAGGAGAUCCUGUCGCUGGCGUUCGGCCUCACCUGUCAGACCAUCUCACCUCAGAUGUGGCAGCUGCUGGGCGUGCUCUACGAGGUUUUCCAGCAUGACUGCUUCGACUACUUCACAGAUAUGAUGCCUCUACUUCACAACUACGUUACUGUGGAUACGGACAUGCUCCUGUCCAACCCCAAACAUCUGGAGGUUAUCUACAACAUGUGUAAGAAGGUGCUGACGGUGGAUGCAGGUGAGGACGCAGAGUGCCACGCAGCUAAACUCUUGGAAGUCAUCAUCCUGCAGUGUAGAGGGAGAGGCAUCGACCAGUGCAUUCCUCUGUUUGUGGAGACGGUGUUGGAGCGUCUGAUGCGGGGCGUGAAGUCCAGCGAGCUGAGGACCAUGUGUCUGCAAGUGGCCAUCGCUGCUCUUUACUACAACCCCCAUCUGCUCAUCCACACCAUGGACAACAUGCAGCUGCCGCACAGCCCACAGUCCAUCACAGCCCACUUCAUCAACCAGUGGAUGAACGACACCGAGUUCUUCCUAGGACUCCACGACCGGAAGAUGUGCAUCAUCGGCCUGAGCGUGCUGAUGGAGCUGCCCGGACGCCCGGCAGCCAUGGAGAGGGUCGCAGCUCAGAUCGUCCCCUCCAUCCUUCUCCUCUUCCUUGGGCUCAAACACCUGUACUCCUCCCGUCUGGUGGACAAGCCGGAUCUGCUGGCCCGCGCUGGGGCUCCGGAGGAGGAGCAGAACGAGGAGAUUCCCAGCGAUGAAGACGAGGUGACGGAGAGCCAGAGACAGACGUCGGCCAUGGUGGCCAGCCAGGGGGGCGGCGAUGACGACGAGGAGGAGGACGACUACUGGGAUGAAGAUGGCUUUGAAGGAACCCCCCUGGAGGAGUACAGCACACCGCUGGACUACGACAACGGAGAGGACGAGUACGAGUUCUUCACGUCGGCGCUGCUCAGGAUCCAGAACUCUGAUGCUGCAUGGUACCAGUGUUUGACGACUCCGCUCAGCGAUGACCAGAAGAAGCAGCUUCAGGAGAUCUACAGCAUUUCACAGCAGAGACGGAGCACUGCAGCCAAGGGCCACUGAACCCCGAGGAGAGAGACAGAAUCAGGGGGAAGUUUUUAAAGCGGGGUGAGUGGAGCCGUGAGACGCUGCUCUGACCUGACCUGGACUGGGUUCAGCUCGCUCCACCAGCUCAGCUCAGCCCAGACCAGCUCUAAUGGACCUCACCAGGAUGGCGUUCCAGGGUUCCAUCGAGACUCCGGGGUUCCAGGAUGUAGAGCUGCUCAGCCCGUCUUCAUCUUUGUGGUGGAACACCCGUUCAUCACUGGAGUGGGGGGGUCAGGGUGCCUUGUUCUUAGACUGCAGACGGACCAGCCGGUCUGAUGUCAGAGGACUCCAGCGGUCGAUGUCACAUGUCUGACAUGUGAAGUGGGCGGGGUCUCUGUGUUGGGCCCUCUGGCUUUUGUUUUUGUAACUUUUUCAGAAGUGAUUUAAGAAAAACCAUAAAAGUUUAUGUAACAGUC
Molecule: messenger RNA, 3572 nt
Organism: Cololabis saira (Pacific saury)
Lineage: Eukaryota; Metazoa; Chordata; Actinopteri; Beloniformes; Belonidae
Gene: ipo8
Product: importin 8
Exons: 25
Coding region: 85-3132 (1015 amino acids)
Biological process (GO): protein import into nucleus
Cellular component (GO): nuclear envelope; cytosol
Molecular function (GO): small GTPase binding
Source: RefSeq, a predicted model, not a curated record